UAGGUUCACUGGUCGUUUUGGAAAGUAGAUUAAAAAAAUCUAUAUUUGUACUGUAGACACCAUGACCCCUGGUUCCUAACACCAAAGAAAUCCGACUCAGUAUCUCUACAAUUAAUCAAUACAUAACAAAACACUCUGAAUGAAUUUGUUUACAUCUCAGCAAUGAAAUCAUGCCGAUUUUUUUAAAAAACUGAUGAAAUUCCCCUUUAAGGUAUCUUACCCUGUUUGCUACCAUUGCCAUUUCAAAUGUCGCACGUCCCACAGCCUGGCUGCUGCCUCCUCCCAGCUUGGACGGAGUAACGAGUAACUUACAUGCAUAACUAAUAAAGACGCAGGGCGUCCCCUAUCAGGGACCUAAAACGCGUAAGGGGUUUCAACAUUGCCUACAAUAUGUUUUUGGGUUAGUGUUGACGUUUGUUUUCUAUAGUAUGUACCGUGCCGCCCCCCUGAACCCCCUCCCCCUUUUGGAAAACCAAAAUAUGUUCACCCUGAGAGUGGGCUAUUUUGAUGACUAAAGCCUUGCGUUUCAUCGUUGUAUUGAUUUGAUCAGCAGGGUUAUACACAGUGAAUGUUCAAAUGGGUGAGCGAUUUAAACCACAGCGUCAACCAACAUAAAAGGAGGAAACUUUUUCUGCAUUGAAAUGAGAUUUUAUUCAAAUACUCCCUACAUCACUUCCCCUACUCCCUUCAACCCAGACAAGAAGCACAUUCAUACUCUUUUCCAUACUUUCUAAAACGCAAUACUGGCUAAAUGCGUAUUGCAAUGUCAGAUUCUUUCUGACAGGUUUGCACUAUCCGCAACGUCGAUUUUCUUUUUAAGGUCAAGAAGGAGGAGAGAGGGAAGGUUUUUGGAUUGUAAUCGAGCCGCACUGCAGCGUUGAUGACGCGAGCAUGACCGUUAGUGAGUGCGCAGUGGGAGCAGCGCUGAAAUUCAAAUUUGAACAGCUGAAGUGUCGCGAGCUGAACAGGAGAGGAGCAGAGUUUAUCUUCAGUUGAGAGACGAAGACGGGGUGGGGUAGCGUUCAUUUGGGUGGACUUUGGCGGUACAUGAUUUCGGAAUGGAUCCAUUCACCGAGAAACUCUUAGAGCGCACACGUGCUCGCAGGGAGAAUCUUCAGAAGAAGAUAGCUGAGAGGCCUACAGCGGCCAAUCGACAAAUGGCCAAGAGGGCAAGAGAGCCACUUGCUGAAACAAACAGUGUCAUCAGUGUGCCGCCGACUGAAAAAGUACUUCCCACCUCCAAACCUUCCCCUUCAAAGCGCCGCUGCUCGGAGGAGAAUGCCCAUUUCACUGGAGAAGAGAACAAGGAGCCAGUUGCCCUUCAUGCUGCAGCCUCAGAGACCACAACAGACAAGAAGCCUCCCAUGGCGCCAAGCAGUAUUCAUUCUGCAUCGGAAGAAAGAAUGGCUGUCCAUCCUAGGUCUGAAUUGAUCCCAGGGCGUCCUAACCCGCCACCAAAUAUAGAGAAGAUCAUGGCUGGAACUUCACAGACAGUAACAGUGUGUGCAGAUAAGACUGUGAAGUGUUCUGUCAUUGAGGAAGGCAGAGAGAUUCUUAAAGACACCCUUGCUCCCACAGCAAUCCCUGGCAGCAUGAAGUCUCGCCUGCAGAGACUGGCUGAGCAGAGGCAGUACUGGGACGCAGAGGGCAACAUGGAACCAGACCCCAACAGCGUAGCCCUGUCCCCUCUUAAGCCCCAGAGAGCAGAGGCUGCUACAACUUCCGCUCCAAUCCUCACAUCAUCAGAGACACCCUUAGGCAGAAAGGGCAGACUGGCAAAUCUUGCUGCCACAAUCAGCUCCUGGGAAGAUGACCAUGCGCAUCAUCCCACUCAUCGAGACAAUGCACAAGUGCAGCCUGGCACAGCCUGCGUCCGUCAGCCAGCCUUUGCAGAAAAGAGCAAUAGUGCCAAGACCAGUGCUGUCACACAGCAAUCUCAACAUGUCCAGCCAGCAAGCAAGCUUGUCCACAGCACUCAGCAGCUACCAGUUUAUUCUCCAGUCAAAUCAUCCAGAGUGAUUCCUCCCAGCCCUCAGAAGACUGAGGUGCCAGAGCCCAAACAGGUCAAAGGACCUGUUCCCUCCCCAGUAUCCAGCCCCCUGAAGGCCUCCUCUAGCCAGCCCUCCACUCCUCUCAAAUCUCCGAGAGUUCAUUCUUCUAGUCCUCAGACAACUCCAUUGUCCCAUAGCCCACUGAAGGCUCAGGCCCCAUGCAAAGAGCUGGGAGCUGGCAGACUGUUUAGUUCAAGUGCAGCAAAACCAAACUUUCCGACAAAGCCAUCCUCUGCCGCAGCUUUUUCUCAGACCGGUGAGAGAUUGGCCACGGAGACGGCACCUUUGCAGCAGAGAGGCCCAGCUGGACCUGCUGGCGGUGUUAAGUCGUUUUUGGAGCGUUUUGGAGAAAGAUGCCAGGAACGUCAAGGUUCUCCUGCUAGUGGAGUGGGCCGCACACCUGCUGUCACCCCGUCGGCCACUCCCAAAUCCAGGCUGCUCCAAGAGAGGCUUGCCAUCUCACAGACAACCUCUACUACUGCAAUGCUUACCCAAAAGCAGAAAAUGGAACGUGAAGCAGAAUUGGCACAGGUUCGCAGUCGGUUUCAGAACGGCAAUAUGUGGAAAAGUAAAGAGGAUCUUGCAGAGGCCAAGAAUAACGAGGAAUUUAAGGAGGUGGAAGAUUCUACUGAAGGUUCAGCCUCUGUUAUUUGCAGUGAGCCUUCAAUACCAGACUUGGAUAUUUUGGGAACUCCAAAGCUCAGUGAAAAUGAAAUGUCAGACAUGAGGCCUUCCCAGUUUAGCCCCCUGAAGAAGGUUGAGGUUUCAGUGGAGAAACCAGAAAUGACUGAGCAGAAAGAAAAAAAUGAAGCAGAAGAGGAAAUACGUGAGAUUGAGAUGAACGUGGAUGGCUCCAUUAACUCUGAGGUCAUUAACGAUCUGUUUGAGGGAGUGUUGGAGGAAAAUGAAGAAUGUAGUACUGAAGAAGGUGAGGAGGAAGAUGCUCUGAACAUCUCCUCGAUGUCUCUGCUUGCGCCUUUAGCAGAGACUGUGGCUGCUGUUGUGAAGAGCCCUGAGAGAAAGCUCAUGACAUCAACCCCAGCCAGCUCAUUUAUUCAAAAGAGUGGGACUCCUGAGAGUGUGUCCAGGCCCACAAAAUUCCAGAGGGCACAAGUGCAGCAAGCUGGUUCUUCUGACAGUAUCGAGACCAUAGAAGAGCAGAACCUACUCUACAGCAUUGAUGCAUACAGAUCAACUAGAGUGAAGGAGACUGAGAGACCACAAGUGAAACAGGUGAUUGUGAGGAAGGAAGAUGUGUCUAAAAGAGUGGAAGAGUCCCAGAGCCCGAGUCACAUCAGCAUUAAACAAAAGAUGCAGAUUCUGACCAAUGAGAUGAAUCUACAACAAACAGUGAUUCAUCAGGCCAGCCAGGCACUAAACUGCUGCACAGAUGAGGAGCAUGGCAAAGGCUCUCAGGUGGAGGCUGAGGCAGAAAGACUUCUGCUUAUUGCUACUGAGAGGAGGGCAGCCCUGAAAGCUGAGCUGGAUCGACUGAAGACAGAUGGUUCAGCCACUCAGAAGAAAUGCUCAUCCAGAGCUCAGGACAACAUGGGUGUGCCUGCCUCCAAGGGCUCUAUCACACUGCAGGAGCUUCGAUUACCACUUAAGGCUGACUUUGUUUGUUCUACUGCCAACAAGCCUGAAUCUGGAAGCCAUUACUUUUUUGUGAUGAUCCGUUCCGGAGCUGAGAACACUGUUGCAACUCCUCUAGCCAGUACCCACAGUGCACUCAGUGGAGAUGCACUGACCUUCUCUACCAGGUUUACUCUUCCUGAUGUGUCCAGUGACUUUGAGAUUGACAUUGAAGUCUACUACCUUGUGCAGAAGCGUGAGUUGUACCUUGAUAAAAGGAAAAAGCCGAGCAAGUCCAAGGCUAUCACUCCUAAGAGAUUCCUUGCCAUCACUAAAAGCAAUCUCCAAACACCUGUAAUGGCAAGCCCUGGUGGUCCAAAUGCAGUACGCACCAGCAACUUUGUCCUUGUUGGAUCACACAAGUUAACUUUGGUCUCAAUUGGAAAAAACAAAUUUCCUUUGGAAAAGAUCAAAUUUGAAGGGAGUGAGAGCAAACUACUCAGUGACAUGUUUCAGAACAAGGUGCCAUUCCUUUGUCCUCUGGAAGGCCAUAUCUACCUCAAAAUGCAGUGUGAGGUUGGCUCUCGUGUAGAGGAAAGGGGCUUCCUGACCAUGUUUGAAGAUGUCAGUGGAUUUGGAGCCUGGCAUAGGAGAUGGUGUGUCCUCUCAGGGUACUGCAUUUCCUAUUGGACUUACCCUGAUGAUGAAAAGCGCAAGAAUCCAAUUGGUCGCAUCAAUUUGGCCAGCUGCACUAGCCGUAAAGUGGAGCCUGCUAACCGUGAGUUCUGUGCCCGGCCCAAUACCUUUGAACUGAUCACGGUGAGACCACAGAGGGAAGAUGACAGAGAAACCCUGGUCAGCCAGUGCAAGAACACCAUGUGUGUCACAAAGAACUGGCUUAGUGCCGACACUAAGGAAGAGAGAAACUUGUGGAUGCAGAAGCUCAAUCAAAUCUUGGUGGAUCUGCGCAUGUGGCAGCCAGACUCAUGCUACAGGCCAGUGUGACCCCCCACCCCCUAGUCUGGGAGGCUUUAAGGAGAAGCAUCAUCCUGGGUCAUAGUUUGGCUAAGAAGUGCAAUACAAUUUCAAAGUUAUGAAACGUUUACAGAAUUAUAAUUAAUUUUACAUUUGACACAAGUAAUGGACAUGGGAGUUUGAAACUCAGUAAAGCCAUACUUAAGACAUUUCAGUAUUGCAAAGAAGAAAAUAAUUCCUUUCUGAUUCUUAGAUAUAAUGAUUUUGGAACAGCUAAAUAGUGGCAGUGUCACAAUAUUACUCAAUGUGAUAAACCUGGAAAAUGUUAUUACUCUUAACAAGGAAGCAGAUAAAGGGUUGCAUUGCCAUAGUAAGCUGGAUAAACUGUAAGACUUUAAUGACUUUCUAUAUCUUUAUUGUAAACAGUAGAAUCAAAACCCCUCAUAUAUUGGUUUAAAGUUUAGAAAAAGUUGUCAGGUAUGUAAAAUAUUCCCACUAAAGCGCACUAAUCUAAAUUAGUUAUUUUGCCUACUGUUGUUUACAACUUUAGACUAUAUAUCCUGCAUUUUUAUGUAAAAUGCAUGUUGGUUGCUUUCAGAUUCUUUUUUUUAAAAUAAUUUUUCAAAUUUUGUAUUUAAACCAGUCACUGUAUGUGCUGUAUUGAAAUGGGUGUUCAUAACUGUUGUAGAGGAAAUAAUAGUGCAUAAAAGGCUAACUCCUCAAUGGUUGUUGCUUUAUGGAAAGGUCUGAGAUGUUUGUCACCCUCCUUAUAAUUUCACAAUGCAGGAUACAGUGGGUGAAAUGUGUUUUUGCUACCCAAAGAUAUAUUUAACAUUUAACUCUUUGACUACAGUAAUGCAAUUUCAAGGUUAGUGUAUACUUUUAAAUAAUGUUUUAGAGUGACAGCUUGCUGUAUGUGUAGAAUAAGAGCUCUUCUUCCCAGUGAUUGGUUGGAUUGCUUGGUUGGGUUUUAGGUAAAGGGAUUUCAUUGUAUUUUUAUGGUUGAUUUCUCAUAUAUUCAUAAAAACAGCAAGUUAUAAUCUGUUUUUGCUGCAGCAGAUGGGUUGAUUUUGCGUUAAGAGACCAGAAAAGGUGGAUCAUCAUGGUGGAAAAAGUUGGUGUUGACUGCAUUAGCAACACACUUGAUUGUGAAAUAUGUAAUCAUUUACAGAUUUUUGUUAUUGACACAAGUCAAUGGGUUUAAGUUUUCGUUCAACACUGUUUUCCAAAUUGGCUAUGCAUAAAAUACAUUUUAGACAACAUGCGUAUGUGUACUGACCCAUUACAUUUCAUAUUUCACCUGUUUUUUCUGUGUGGAUAAUAUCACAAAGGCACUUCAGUUUGCUGUUAGGUCUCUCUUGUUCAUUUGUCCUGUUUUAAACACUCCAAUGCAGCUUAAAGAAUUCUGCAGUGCUGACACUUUAAAUAAUGCCAACAGCUUUAGCAAAACUUUAGGCGUU
Colossoma macropomum (tambaqui) is the source of this 6058-nucleotide messenger RNA. RefSeq names its product anillin, actin binding protein (gene anln). Gene Ontology annotation, biological process: septin ring organization; mitotic cytokinesis; actomyosin contractile ring assembly. Bases 1059 to 4628 code for a protein of 1189 amino acids. Lineage: Eukaryota; Metazoa; Chordata; Actinopteri; Characiformes; Serrasalmidae. The record is from RefSeq and is a predicted model, not a curated record. Gene Ontology annotation, cellular component: actomyosin contractile ring. The transcript has 25 exons.